AUGGCCGACGCGCUGUUCGACAGCAACCACCUGGUCAACCUCUUCAAGGACAAGUUGGACAUCACCCUCGGCAUCGACGAACAGCAGACCGUCUACUUCGAGUACUUGCAGGACGAGAAUACCACUCCAGACGGACGCCGAGGUUUGAUGAGCCACAUCCUGGACAGCUUCGUCGUCAACCAGCGCCGGAAGGACAAGGUGGAGCUGACCUGGUCCAAGAUGAACGCCACCGAGCGUGAGGAGUUCGAGGCAGCCAUCGCCAAGGAGACGAACAACUGGAUCCAGCAUCAGGGACUCCGCGCUGUCCCGAUAUCUCGGGUCAAGGACGCGGCGGACGUCAUCCGGGCAAGGUGGCUCUUCACCCGCAAGUCCGAUGGGAAGGCGAAGGCCCGGCUCGUCCUCCUCGGCUACCAGACGAAGGACCUAGGACAGGAGCCGACAGCCAGCCCCACCGCGUCUCGGCGCGCCCGUCACGUGAUGCUAACAGUGGCCGCCGCGAACCGCUGGAAGCUCAUCAAGGGCGACGACCUCUUCAUCGAGCCAGACGCCGUCCUCAGAAAGGCCUUCCACGUGCAGGAAGGGGAAAUCCUCCAGGUCGUGAAACCUGGAUAUGGGAUCGGCGAGGCGCCCCGGCACUGGUGGGAGACGGUCAAGCACGACUUUGCGAAACUUCGACUCCAAGCCUGCGAGUUGGAGCCCUGCCUCUGGAAAGCACGAUGUUCCAGGACGGGUAUGCUCAUUGGUAUGAUCAUGGCCCACGUCGACGACUUCAUCAUGGCAGGAGAUACCUCCCACCCUGAGUGGCAGGACAUGGUCAAGCAGAUCCGAGGGCUCUACAAGUGGGGCACCUGGGAGGACAUGAAUGACGGGCUCACCUCUCUCGAACAGUGCGGCGUCACCAUCGAAGGGAGCGAACAGGGCUUCUUCCUCCACCAGAAGUCGUACAUCGACAAGAUCAAGGAGGUCAAGGCGGCCAGCGGCAGUAAGCAUCGGACCACCGACAGCCUCAAGGACUCUGACAAGACGGUGCUCAGGGCGUUCUGCGGCGAGAUCUACUGGCUUGGCGUGAAUACCAUGCCAUUUCUCUUAUCGUGGGUAGCCGAUCUCCAGAUGAAGAUACCAGCAGGUACUCACAACCUCUUCACGGCCGCUAACAACAUCGUCAAGCUCGUCAAGCAGAGCCGCCACAUGGGGAUCAGGAUCUACCGGCACGCCCUGGACGACCUCGCCAUCUUCACCUGGUGCGACGCAGCCUGGGCCAGCCGCCCGGAUGGACACUCCCAGGGUGGUCAUAUCACCGCUAUCUCCUCCAAGGCGGCCAUGGACGGGAAGCUCUCCGAGUUCACGGUCCUCGACUGGGGCUCCAAGAAGCUGCGCCGCGUGGCUCGGUCAAGCCUGGCGGCGGAGGUGCAGGAAGCCGGCGACGCCGAAGGCGAGCAGAGCAUGAAGCAGCAGUGGCGCCUCAUAUACGACGAGCAGUUCAUGAGCGCUCGCAAGCGGGCAGCUCUUGGCAAGGGCAUCUUCGACGAGACGGACCCGACCGACCCGGCCUCAGCUCGUCAGGUACUCGAGGAGCGUAGGUUGGCCCGCCAGGCACAACCACCAGCCAGCAUGGAAGGGGACCCUUCCGGCUCGACGACCUCUACUGGGUUCUCGGCCUCCGAAUCCCUGAUCAUGAUCCAGAAGUUGCAGCAGGAGAUCGAGACUCAUCAGAAGUUC
This is a messenger RNA of Prorocentrum cordatum, 1719 nucleotides long. Lineage: Eukaryota; Dinophyceae; Prorocentrales; Prorocentraceae. The record is from the annotation of a GenBank genome assembly.